Contarinia nasturtii (swede midge) is the source of this 933-nucleotide messenger RNA. RefSeq names its product cuticle protein AMP1A-like. Gene Ontology annotation, molecular function: structural constituent of chitin-based larval cuticle. Lineage: Eukaryota; Metazoa; Arthropoda; Insecta; Diptera; Cecidomyiidae. Gene Ontology annotation, cellular component: chitin-based extracellular matrix. The record is from RefSeq and is a predicted model, not a curated record. The transcript is spliced from 3 exons. The coding region runs from base 100 to 648 and encodes 182 amino acids.
UUCAAAUCACAAUCAUAUAUAAAUGACAUCCACCGAUUCAUCGAUAUCAGUUCAGCACAAUCAGUUGAAGUGUUUUGUGUCUUUAAACAAAAAAUCAAAAUGAUGAAGGCUAUCGUUCUCGUUGCUUUUGCCGCAGUAGCCAACUGCGCUUUGUUGCCACACCAAGCACACCACGGAGCAUUCGCCAAAACAUUCGCACCAAAACCAACGUACCACAAUGGUCCUGUCCAAUCUGGUCCAGAUGCAUCUGCCCAAGUUUUGCGUAGCGAUUCAACUGUAAACACAGACUCAUUCCAAUAUGCUUAUGAAACAUCAAAUGGAAUCCAAGGACAAGAACAAGGUCAAUUGAAACAAAUUGGACCAGAAUCAGCCAUCGUCUCACAAGGUCAAUUCGCAUGGACCGCUCCAGAUGGUACACCAAUCCAAAUUUCAUUUAUUGCUGACGAAAAUGGCUAUCAACCAACCGGCUCAAUUUUGCCAGUUGGACCACCAACCCCAGCUCAUGUUUUGCGUCUUGUUGAAUACCUCAAAACUCAUGCCCCACAACAACAAGAAUCAUUCGGUGCCCAUGUUCAACCAUCAUUCGGUGCCCGUGUUCAACCAUCAUUCGGUGGCCGUGCUCAACCAUCAUUCGGAUUCUCUGGUUAAAUAUGAAAACAUUCCAUUUUAGCCACUGCUUCUAUCGUCGACUCUAAAUGAAUCUACUUGAGAAUGCAGCGAAAUUGAAUGAUUUAUUACAUUAACUUAAACCAUGGGAAAUACUCAUACAUUUUACAAUCUUCAAUAGCCAGGUUUUCUAAUUAAAAAAACAAACCUAUUGUAUAUGAAUUGCUGCGUAAAUACUCUCUCCGUAUAAAAAUUGAAAUCGUUACCAGAUAUGUGUUGCAUUCGAUGAUUACGAGUUAAUUUAAUAAAGUGAAUAUUUUGAACUUA